This is a messenger RNA of Phytophthora infestans T30-4, 1131 nucleotides long. Its product is annotated as carbohydrate esterase, putative. The record is from RefSeq and is a predicted model, not a curated record. Lineage: Eukaryota; Oomycota; Peronosporomycetes; Peronosporales; Peronosporaceae. The coding region runs from base 1 to 1131 and encodes 376 amino acids. The transcript is spliced from 7 exons.
AUGCCGGAGCUACCGCGCCUUAAUCCACGGCGUGUAGCGCUCGGCCUCGCGCUACUUGCGUACACCCGCAACACAGGACGCAAUCUCCGCCAGCAGCACACUUUGCUACUGCAGAAUGAGCCGCGUCUUCCUUGGGUGGAGCAUGUCAAAGCUGCUCUCAAGUACACGACCACGGGGCAGCUCAUUGCCUCUUCCGAAUACCUUUUAUGCCUGAUCAAGCCUCAAUUGGCCGCGAGGAUUGGUCGAUUACUGGUAUGGACGCCUCGAGAUUGCCGCGUUAACUGUCGCUAUGGGCCCCACGAACGCAACACACUUGACGUCUACGGAGUUCAGGAGCAGGGGGAGACGACAGGAGCUAAGCCAGUGCUGGUCUUCAUGCACGGAGGAGCGUGGUCUUUUGGGCACAAGUGGCAGUACGCUCUGGUGGGGGAAUAUCUGGCUACUCAGGGCUUCUUGGUGGCAGUUCUUGACUACAGAACGUUCCCUUACGGCUCAGUGGUGGACAUGAUCGAGGACGUCGAGAACGCGGUCUUCUGGGUCGCGGAGAACUGCGGGUCACUUGGUGGAGAUAGAAGUAGGCUCUUUCUUGGCGGACACUCGUCUGGUGGACACGUGGGUGCGUUGGCUCUCGAGAUUGCGAGUCACGUGAAAGGAUUCAUCGGACUUUCAGCGCCGUACGACAUCUCGGAUCAUUAUAUUUUCGAGAGCGAGCGCGUCGUAGGUCCGUUUAAUGGGGUGCACGAGAUUUCGUCGAUGAAGCCUGCAAUGCUGGGCAUGGGCAACUUUAAAAAGUCCAGUCCGACAGCUCUCGUUGCCGAAGCAAGGGACAUGGGCUCUUCACUUCCGCCAUUUUACAUUCUGCAUGGGGGAGACGACACGGUUGUUCCUACGAGCUCGUCAAAGAAACUUGUCUUUAAUCUGAAACAAGCAGGUCAAGCAGCGACGUCCUACGAAGUGAGCAACUGUACACACGAGGAUAUGGUGUUUGCGGUUAUGGGCGAUAAUGUCGUCUGCCGCACGGACAUCAUCAACCUAUUGAAACAGAUCGUGUCUGAACCCAAAGAACCCGCGGCACUGCCCUCGGACGCGGUGGUUUUGACGGUGCCAUCAACGUUGGCGUCGAAACUAUGA